AUGACGUGUUCACCAUUUCUCCUCGGUGGAGUUAUCAACGAACAUCUAAAACGAUGGGAGAUCAAAUAUCCAAACCUGGUUAAAGAAGUCCGAGACGGGCUGUACGUCGACGACCUGAUGACGGGGGGAGAAUCAGUAGAAACCGUGACAACGAAACAGGAAAAAGUCGUCGAAGUGUUCAAAGAUGGAUCAUUCAAACUACACAAAUGGCAUUCGAAUGUUGCGAGUCUUGAAGAAAACAUGUCUGACAACAACGAGGUACCUUCCCUUGGAACAGCUCAACUCGAUACGAACAAGCGAGAAACGAAGUUGUUCGGGUUGCCAUGGGACAAAACGAAGGACACACUCAGCGUUGAGACAACACGGAAGCCAGUAACAACCAAGCGAGAGGCGUUGUCGGAGCUAGCGAAAGUUUUUGAUCCUUUAGGCUUGGUUUCCCCAACGACCUUAGUCGCGAAACAACUUUACAGGGAAAUGUGCGAAGCCAAACUUCCAUGGGACGGGGUGCUAACUGAGGAAAUCAAGAAACGAUGGGAAGAAUGGCAGCUCGUAGUAUCGAUGACGUUUACAGUACCACGGAGUUUAGCACCGUUUUUUCAACACGUAACAGCAGUCACCCUCCACGCGUUUGGUGAUGCCAGCAAACUCGGCGUAGCAACGGCGGUGUAUGCGGUCGUAGAACAAAGGAACGGUACGACUCAAGGUCUGGUUUGCUCAAAGUCGCGCCUUGCCAAGAAAAGCCUUACCAUACCUCGACUCGAGCUCGUAGCUGCUCAUAUGGCAAAGAAUCUGGUAGUGAAUGUAGAGCGUGCUAUUGAUACCGUCGUAAAGGUCGUGGCAGUCCAUUGUUGGAGUGAUUCCACUGUUACUCUUUACUGGAUCAACGGCCAAGGGGAGUAUCGACAGUUCGUCUCUAAUCGUGUAGCGAAGAUAAAGGAGCAAGCACAUGUACAAUGGCACCAUGUCCCCUCCGAAGGAAACCCAGCUGACUUGGGGAGUCGAGGAAACAAGUGUGUAGACAGCGAGUUAUGGCGACAAGGUCCUGACUGGCUGAGUGAUCCGAGCAAGUGGCCCCCAAAUAUUGUCCUGGAACCCAGUCAAGAAAGCAGAGCUGAAAGGAAGUGCUUGAAAACUGUCUUCACCACGACAACAGCAGCACCGAGAGCUUCUGAUCAACUAGACGAGCUACUUGAGAAGCGUGUACUUCGCAAGGUUUUAAGGAUCGGAGCAUGGGUUCGAAGGUUCGUCGAAAAUUGUUAA
Messenger RNA from Dendronephthya gigantea, 1260 nucleotides. RefSeq lists its product as uncharacterized. The transcript has a single exon. The coding region runs from base 1 to 1260 and encodes 419 amino acids. NCBI's taxonomy places the organism in Eukaryota, Metazoa, Cnidaria, Anthozoa, Malacalcyonacea, Nephtheidae. Gene Ontology annotation, molecular function: nucleic acid binding. The record is from RefSeq and is a predicted model, not a curated record.